Dichomitus squalens LYAD-421 SS1 is the source of this 1736-nucleotide messenger RNA. RefSeq lists its product as uncharacterized. The coding region runs from base 755 to 1540 and encodes 261 amino acids. The transcript is spliced from 3 exons. The record is from RefSeq and is a predicted model, not a curated record. NCBI's taxonomy places the organism in Eukaryota, Fungi, Basidiomycota, Agaricomycetes, Polyporales, Polyporaceae.
GACAGCACCAAAGCCGCGAGGCUCACGCCGCACAGGACAGUCCGGUGUCGCCACCCGGACUUCCACACUCGUGAGCGGGCUAAGGUCUGAGCAUUCCAAUUCCUCUCGAUCGACUCUAGCUGGGUCCAGUCUGAACGGACUGAGCGUCGCACCAGAAAUACAGUACCACCGGGGCCUCGUGGGCACCCAGUGCCUGCGCAGCCUCCCUUUCGAGGGUCCCAGAGAAGCGCCUCGGUGCAGAGGGACGGACUGCGGACUUUGGGAUACGGCGCAGGGAUCGGGCGUGCGCCCUCUCCUCGUGGGCCUCGGGGUAGCUACCCUAGGCCGACAGGAUGGCGACGUCCUUCAGUGCACUUCGCGGCUCGCGCAUAUAGGGGCCUCGUGCCUCUGCGAAACUCGAUUCAGACUACUCUGGUGCUGUCGUCCCAUCCUCAUCUUGCAAUUUUUUCCUCCUUGAGGCUCUUCGCGAGUCAUCGAUCCCUCCCUCUGCCCAGUAUGGUAUCCAUCGCGGGUUGCUUUGAUCAUAGGCUCGGUGUGGAUGACGAGGACGGAGUAUUGAGGGUGCGAGUGGAGAGCCAGAACCAGACAUGGUAGCAGGUUUUGGUUUGCCUAUCGUACUGCGUUCAACGUAAUUGCAUGUCCCCCCGUUUGCUCUACUUCACCGCGCGCAAGGGCGCUCCGCCGUGCACAUGUCAGUAAGCCGCCACUACCAUCGCGACUAGGGAUCGUCGUCGUAAACCAUCAUCGCCCCGCAAUGUCCCAAAACACUCCAUCUGAGUCGAGAGCAUCAACAUCUUCGAAAAGCACCGUCUCCUCCCUUACUACAGAGCUAGAUAAGCUCACUACCGCCGUCCUCGAGGUGACCGACCACAUCCAAGCCUGCUCCCAAGCCAGCGAUGCGCAUCAUGCAGCGUAUAUUGCACACGUGGAAGAGCAGAAGAAGCGGACGGCGGGCAUCCAAGACCGCAUCGCACAGAUGCUGGCGAUGACGCAGGAGAGCCUUAAGAGGGACGAAGAGGAGCCUCUGAAAGGUGCGCUCCCUCACAGAUUGAUAGCGGCCGUCGAUCCCAGUGACGAACAAUAUUGCUUCGUGGCAUCUUCGUGUGCGGCUCGCCAGUGCCCAACCCCCAGAAAUUCAGGCGCGAUCUGCAGCGGGCGGCGUUCGGGACCGGAGGGGACUCGGACUCGGCGUCGAGGUCGUCCUUGCUGGAGGCGCGCGAAUCGACACUGGGGUCGGCGCAGCAAGGCUCGCGGGAUUCGCAGGCUCGCUCGGUGUCGCAGCCAGGAGAAUGGCCGACGGGGUCUCCGGGUUCUGUGCGCGCGUCGCGAGGCUCGGACCCCCUGCCCGAGUCCGACGCCCAGUCGGGCCUGCUUUCAGAUGCCAGUUCAUGGCAGGAGGUGUAGCGUCUAUCUGUAUGUAGCAGACCGUGUAGACAGCCUCUUCCACCUCACUCACGAGCUUUCCGACGACGUGGUCUCGAGGAUGAUUGCCCCCGGUCAACUCGGUCAGUACUCGUCCAGUGACAUCUUGAGAGCAUAGCUGUCAGCAAAGACCGCGUCCAACUCUCGUUUGGGUAGUGGGAUGGCGAUGGCGCAGCUGAGGACGACAGAGAAGAAUGAACGGUGGGGGACCUAGGAUUGGGAAACUAACGCGGAGGCGACCUGGACCGCCGUCAUGCUAUGAGGAUAAGAUCUGCAACGUAGGGUUGUAAUUGCGGGAUAGGUUACAAUACAAU